This is a messenger RNA of Triticum turgidum subsp. durum (durum wheat), 354 nucleotides long. The record is from the annotation of a GenBank genome assembly. Lineage: Eukaryota; Viridiplantae; Streptophyta; Magnoliopsida; Poales; Poaceae.
AUGUUCAUGUGGGUGCUGGGCAGCGGCGGGUGCGCGGCCGGGUCGGUGCGCGUGCCGCUCGACGGCGGCGGGGACGAUACCAAUCUACUCCGCCUCCAGACAUCACUCCCUCCGCUCCUACAGUUCGUGCCUCUUCCUCUAGCAAGAUCUGCGGUGGCUACACCUCCCGAGUAUGUCCUUGCGCUCUUCCUGUCCCACAUAGGAAGAGGCGGCCAGUUUCUUCAAUGUAUUGUAGACCCGUUAUUGAUAGGAAAUAAUAACAAAAGGGAAGUAUAUGUCACUAGACUUACUAAUCAUUUGCCACUCUUUUCUUCCGCUUUCCAAAUUCUUUUCCCUAGGGACGAGAUGUUAUGA